Molecule: messenger RNA, 967 nt
Organism: Ixodes scapularis (black-legged tick)
Lineage: Eukaryota; Metazoa; Arthropoda; Arachnida; Ixodida; Ixodidae
Exons: 6
Coding region: 232-747 (171 amino acids)
Source: RefSeq, a predicted model, not a curated record
UGCGACAAACCGACCAGCAGCGUCCUGACGAGCAGACGGCUCUUUGAAGGCCGACGAGGAAAGUCGGGGAAAAAAGCGACUCGGCGCAGUUGUAGGGUCGAACACGCGCCCGCCAUCGUGUAUUCUACCGUGUGCGCCACCGGCUGCCGGAAAAUCCUGCACCCUUGCGUUGCAUCGCUUUGAAGGCUCCCUACCCAGCAAGUGUCUACAUCUUUCAGGAAGAUCGCUGCCAUGAUUCCUGCUCCGACGUCGGCGUUCUUCGCAGUCUUGGGACUGUCAAUCCUCGCUCUGGUUUCCUCUAGCACUCCCACGCAAAGGAAGUACGAGGAACUGCAGUCCAACCCGGUGCUCCUAUUCCAGUGCUACCGCAAUGGGACUACCCCUGACAGGGAACUGUCCGUCAACUACACUUCGCUCUUCGACGGCACCGAACCAAACAACGGCAAUGCCACCGUGACGCUAUGGUUCGCCAUCAACGGCACUGAAGAUCAAGUCUACAAGUUCACAUUCGACGCUUCCUACGUCCCCGAGACGGACAGCAUCACCUUCGCUUACGGAGGCAGACGAGCUGAGGUCGUUCUCACAGAAGAUCCCAUCAACGGCACUGUCUACGUAAUAAACGAAACCUUCAACGGCACGGUGUUCCAUCAAAUCUACCAGACGGACGAGUCGUGCGCAACGGCACGAGCCGUACUCCAGCAACAGUGCCCGGACGGCUGCGGCAUGAAGCAGACAAGGAUAUUUUGAGGGUCGACGGACCUGCUAUAGCCUCAGAAUGCCAUAAAAAAGAGUCCCCUCGUCAUAUCGAUCAUUCUACGUAAAAAAAGUAUAUUGCUUUAAUGUUUGCUUUGCCAAGGGAGAGCUUCAUGGAAACUUAGAGCCGACAGCAACAGCAGCGUUCAGAGCCCCUAUGGUUCUGGGAGUUUUAUUUUGUCUGAACUAAAAUAAAGUAAUAAAAUAUAAAUCA